Molecule: messenger RNA, 1039 nt
Organism: Apaloderma vittatum (bar-tailed trogon)
Lineage: Eukaryota; Metazoa; Chordata; Aves; Trogoniformes; Trogonidae
Gene: FAM81B
Product: family with sequence similarity 81, member B
Exons: 7
Source: RefSeq, a predicted model, not a curated record
GAGAGACCUUUCUCCCUCCCUUCACCCUGGAGAUAGGGCUCACUUGCUGGAAGAGCGAUUAUCCAGCCAGGAGAGGACUACAGCUCUCCUCCUCCAUCAGGCUUUCCGAAUCAAAGACGACAUCGUUUCCUACCUGCAGGGGAGCAAAGGUUGUCAGCACGGGGAGAAUGCUGCCCAGCAGCUGCUGGAAAACCACAUCCAGACCAUCACAAGCAUCGUCAAAACGCUCAGCCAUGACAUUGAGGUUUUGGAGAGGCAAAUAAGAACAAGAGAUGGUGCCGCAGUAGCAACUAAUUUUGCUAUUCAAAGCCUGGACCAUAAAUGCAUCCAGGGUCUUGGAGACCUACGUGGAAGAGUGGCAAGGUGUGAGGCGAGCAUGGCAAAGCUCUCAGGAGACAUUGGUACCAUCAGGCGCGAGGCCCAGAAGACUGAUAAAGAGAUUUAUGGCCUUCGCUCUGCCCUCAGCAGUUGUGUUGGUGAUUUUGAGAAGAAGGUAAUGCAGCUAUUAGGCAAGAUAGAGACUUCCAACUCUGAUCAAAACUCAAAUUUAAAGACAGUCCUGGGAGAUCAACAUCACGAGCUGCAACUUCUGGAUUUCAAGCUGACAAGUGCUCUAAGUGACCUCAGGGAUCAGAUGCAGACUCAUCGGAAGUGGACAGAAGCACAGUUGACAUGGUCUGAAGAAAAUCAAGCCCAGCACAAGCAUCAGCUGCUCAGCUUGGUGAAGGAGAGAUUGGAAGGAGCCGAAAAAAGAGUAGAAGAAAAGCUCCUAUUUCUGUCACUAAAGCUAGAACGAAUGGACAAGCCACAGAAAUACGAAAAGCAGUUGAACAAGAUGAAAAGUGAUGAAAAAAACCUUCACGCGAGAAUUUCCAGAUUUGAAAGGCAGGUCUGGAGAGAGAUUGAUGAAAUCAAAAGUGAAUACAGAUCAGGAUUUCAAUCCAUCCACGAGUCUCUGGAGCUGCUCAAACAAAUACAGAACACAAAGCUGAAACUUGAAAAAAAGAAAAUUCAGAAAGACAUGAAAAAGAUGCAGUGA